AACCGGGUUUCGGUCUUUAGGGCUGAGCAGGAAGUGGCUGACUGGACCCUGGACGAGGGGGGAAAAAGCAGCACAAAAAAAGAGUAAAUUGAAAAAAAAUGGACAUGGUGGCAGACUUGGGGGCGAGUCGACUGUACCGGGCACCGGGCGAAUCGAGUCACCAGCAGCCUCAGAGAUGGUUCAACACCGCUGACAUCACAGUGGCUCACCAAAGCAACCUGCUGAAGCAGCUCAACCAGCAGCGCAGACAGGAGCUGUUCUGUGACUGCAGCGUGUUGGUGGAGGGCCAGCUCUUCAGGGCCCACCGCAACGUCCUGUUUGCCAGCAGCGGCUACUUCCGCAUGUUGCUGUCCCAGGGGCCCGACGGCCUAUCAGACUCCGUCAACGCCACCUUUGACGCCUUCAGCCCCGAGACCUUCACCGUCAUCCUGGAUUUCAUCUACUCCGGCCAGCUGGACCUGUCCAGCCAUAAUGUGAUUGAGGUGAUGUCUGCAGCCAGCUACCUGCAGAUGAACAAUGUCAUCACCUACUGCAAGAACUUCAUCAAAUCCUCCUUAGACAUCAGUGUGAAAGAUGAAGACAGCGAGCGCUGCCUCAGCUUGUCUGAGACCUGUAGCUUCACCAGCGGAGCAGGGGAGGAGUCCUCGGAGCAGCAGCAUCAAGGCCCGUGCUCUGUCAGUCCUCCACCUGCACUCUGGACCAGGGACAACUCCAGAUCCCAGUCUAGCUUUAUGGGGAAAGACACAGACCAGGAGGUUUCAGCCUCAGCCAUGAAGACAAACCCAAGCAGCCCAGUCAGUGAGCUCAUUGGUGCAGACCCGGACGACCUCCACGACCCGCAGGACCCUCUUUACACCCUGCCAGGAUCAGAGCGCCGGCGGGGGAAAGGGGGAAACAAGAGGAAAGCGUCUAACAGCACCCGUGCCAACCAGCAGGAGGACCUGGACAUCCAGGAGGCAAGGACACAAAAGGCUGAGAAAGCAGAGGAGCUGUACGCAACUCUACCACAGAUCGUUGGUGUGAUUGGACACUUUAAUAAAGACUCCAACCCCAGCAUGCGCUUCAAAUGUCCCUUCUGCACCCACACGGUGAAGAGGAAGGCGGACCUGAAGCGGCACCUGCGCUGUCACACCGGAGAGCGGCCGUACCCCUGCCAGGCCUGCAAUAAACGCUUCACUCGCCUGGAGCACCUCCGCAGCCAUUUUGAGACAAUCCAUCAGGCGAGGAAGCUGGUGUGCAGAAAGUGCAAGUGUCAAGUGACAGAGGAGACGGGGCAUGUGGUGUGUGAGGGCACGCGGCGCUACCGCAUGUGCACCGCGUGCAUCCAGGAAGUGGGCUGUGAUAACAUCCCCAUGGACAGUAUGGACGAGUCCUGCGAGGAGCCGGCGCUGCUGCUGGGUGUGGACGGGGAGGAGGAGGGCGACACCAAGAGAAGCUGGAUGGUAAACGACGACGACGACCUGGCCGAGGACUCGGGCACCGACCUCAUCAUACAGCAGGUGGACGACAGUGACGAGGAGCUGCAGUGAAAUGGGACCAAAGUUUGCGUGUUUGUGUGUGUGCGUGUGCGUGUGUGUGUGUGUGUGUGUGAAAUCCUCGCAACAGAAUUUAUGCAUAAAAGAAUCCACUAAUGUAAAUACACACAUUUAUGUUGUCUCUUAGUUUAAAAGCAACUGAGAAAUUAAUUUUCACUUUCAAUUGUAUCGUGACAAAAUGGAAUGAUUUGUGUUAAGCUGCAUAAAGAACGCAUGCAUGUUGAGUGUUUCCUUUGCGUCCGUUGUACGAUGAUAACUCUUUGAAAACAUGUUUGCGUCGUCAUGUGCAUGGAAGAACACCUUUGAACUUUCUGGAACUUUGAGCAAAACAAAGUGUGAGCGACAAUGACUCAACUUUUUUCCCACAUCCUGUAGGAAAAGUUGACUGCAGACUUUUUGUUUCCUUUUCCAUGUCUCACAGUUGCAGCGCUUUCUACGAUAUGAAGCCAAUUAUAAUUUAUUUGUUUGUUUUUUUUACUUUUUGACACAUUAAAAUAUUUUUAUACAUUUUG
Solea solea (common sole) is the source of this 2047-nucleotide messenger RNA. It is a transcript of the gene zbtb8a, whose product is annotated as zinc finger and BTB domain containing 8A. Gene Ontology annotation, biological process: regulation of transcription by RNA polymerase II. The transcript has 4 exons. Bases 99 to 1529 code for a protein of 476 amino acids. The record is from RefSeq and is a predicted model, not a curated record. Gene Ontology annotation, molecular function: RNA polymerase II cis-regulatory region sequence-specific DNA binding; protein binding; DNA-binding transcription factor activity, RNA polymerase II-specific. Lineage: Eukaryota; Metazoa; Chordata; Actinopteri; Pleuronectiformes; Soleidae.